AAAACUUAUCUAACCAGACCAUCAAUAUUCUCUUUCUUAUUGUCAACAUUUAAACGCUCAUUAAUCAUAAUAAUCCACACUUUUGGUGAUAUAAAAAUAACUUUCAUCUUCCUUAAAUCACAGAGGGUAUAAAUGUACAUAAAAUUGCCAAGAAUCAUUGUAUUGCUAAUUGGUGCAGAGAAUAUUUCUUAAAUUCAUAGAACUAUCCAUUGGUUCGAUCAAUUAUGUUUAUGCUAGAUCAAUUAUGUUUAUGCUAAAUCAACUUAUCUUUGUACCUUACUGUUUUCGAUAUCUGAAAUGGUUUGUGUUGUGGUAACAUCCUACUAUUAAAUAUUCGUAGUCUUUUGAGUAUACUCUUGAUAUAAGUUAUGAUGAUUAAUCAAUAAUUAUUGAUUGUCUGUUAUGUCUAUCAUAUGCAUAUGUUCAAAAUUUCCUGCAUAUAUUAUACCCACUUAUUAUUGUUCAAUUAUUUAAUCUACUUCCGUUUCCAGAACUUAGGUUUGUAAAUUCUCAAUGUAAGACUUUAUACCUCGAUUUGUAAAUCAUGAUACUCAAAUUUAUUAUCUUAUACAAUGUGAAGUAACUUUUAGCUAAUGCCGAAAUAUGUUAACUCUCAAUGUAAUACAUUAUGUCUCGAUUUGUCCACCAAUACAUCUAUUUAAGUAAUCGAUAGGGUGCAUCUACAACACAUUGCGAGCACAUGAAACGUUGUACCACUUGAAUAGUAGAUUUAUUAUUUUAAAAUAAUUAAUAUGUAAAUUAAAUUUAAAAAUUAUUAGAAACAUUGUACUAUGUUUUAUAACCUAAUAGUGGAAGUGUUAAUAAUUAAAAUGAAGAAAAGUUCUUCCUGAACACAUAACUCUACUCACGGAUAGAAUUUAUUUUUUUUAUAAUUUCCUGCCAGUUUUUGUUUUCUGAUUAAUAUCUUUGUUCGAAGACUUCAAGCUUCGCUCUUUCGAUUCAUGUUGAUUGACAGAAGACCUAGCUAGUAGACAUCAAAUUUCAAAGUCGUGAAAUAGCCAACUUUGAUCUCUGUACAUCAUAUGUGGUGGUUAAUCAUGGAGUUAGAGAGAGAGAUGGGGAUAGAAAUGAAGGCAACCCACAGCUGGCCACAAGUUAACUUUCGAAGAACUUGACCAAUUGUCCUUUGGAAAAAGGAACGAAGAUGGAUAGAAAGAGAGAUAGAAACAGUUGGGGAAGAAAACGAGUGGGAUAAGGAUGGUGACCUUAGAUAGGGGAGAAGAGCCAAACCAUAAGGAAAAAAAGGGCAAGGGACCCAAUCCAACCAAGACUUACGUAAGGUGCCACUUCAGAAUUGGAGCCAUCGUUUAAGGAAGGCCACACACCUACACAUUCCAACAUAACCCUGGAUCUUGAUUUUCAGAUUUUGACACAACCCCAUGAUUGGAAGAACAGGCGCCCACCACCAUCACCAUCAGAAAAAUCAUGUCAAAUUACAGGAAUGGUCACUAAAGUUUGAGAUUAGUUACUAACGAAUCCGUCACUGGAAGGUCGACUUUGGUUCUUGAGGAGACUGCGUCAUUAACGUUUGGAAUCACUAAUUAAGUACUAAUAUAAAAUUGAUUAGUUAUAGGUUACGUUCUUCAUUCAAAUCGAAAAACAUAAUAGGAGCGAGAUUCGGUGAUUGAUAUGUAUGAUGUAUCGGGGUAUUUCAGGUAGGGGGGACGGGGGUUACCGGGUUAUGUUGGUUUAAGCUUUCGGGUUAUUAAGUUGAGAUUUUGUUUAGGUACUUGGUUUUUAUUUGGACCGAUUUGAAACGUGUUAUCAGGUAAGGUAAUUAGCGACUUUGUGCCCUUUUCAUCGUCAAGCAAUGUGAUUUGAGAUCUUUAUUCAGACAACAUGGGGAAGAAGCUAACGGGGACAAAAUAGCGUGAUCGUUCCGUUAGUUGUUUAUAUUACACAAGUGACUGUUUUUUUUAUAUAGAAAUUUCAGUAUUAAGUGACUGAUUAGUGAUGGCUCCGAAGUUUAGUGACCAUUCAUGGAAUUGACCCCAAAACAUCAAUGUAAUGAAUUUGCUCCUUGAAAUUUAUGCAUAUAUAUGCCUUUGCCAAUUUGAAAUUAAAGCCAUACAUAUCAUGAUAUAACUAGGGACCAUAGUCUUUUAUUAGUGCUUUUGUUGGGUGGUUGUCUAACUUCUAACAUAUGGACCAGAACUACUUACUCCCCACCACAAUAGUAGACAUGCGAUUUUUUUUGAAAAAAUUGGUGCAUUGUAAUAAUUUAUAGCAUUUCAUCUCAUGAUCAAGUGAAUAGCACGUACAAGAGCUACCUAACAACAAUGGAGUACUAAGCAUGCAUAGAUUAUACUAAUGUCAAAAUUAAUGCAUAAAAUAUUUACGAUCAAGAUGACACAAGUUCAGCAACAACAAUAACACCAUCUAUUUGCUAGAAUAAUUCCUGAUGGUGUUUGUGAUUUUUAUCAAACCUUACAAAAAUCCAUUUCCCACUUUGAAAAUGUGUGGACAUAAGUAUGUAAACUCAAUUUUUUCCAUAAAUACACAAGCACAAAUUGGUACAACUACCAUACAAUAUCCUCAGCGCCUUCGUCUUCGUGGCCAUAACACUAAAAAUGAACACUUUUUAGUCUUUAUUCGACCAAAUAUCACACAUAUUGAUUACCGAUUCAACCAUUGCUAUUUUUUGUCAAUGAAAAUCCUGAUUUCAAGCGUGAAAACAUUAAAAAUAACUUCCUAAUCAUUAGUUGAUCUACCACAUGUCCAACUUUGGAUGGAAUGCCAAUACCUAUAAAUUCCUAUUGAUAUGAUGGUUUUUACCAUAAGAACAACAAUAACACAAACAAACAAUAAUCUUUGUGUACUAUUUCUUGAGCUUCAAAAAAAAAAACAUCCUACCCUUCAACAUGAACAAUUCCCAGAACGCCAGUUACCAAGCUGGCCAGGCUAAGGGCCAGGCUCAGGAGAAAGCUAGUGGGAUGAUGGAGAAAGCCAGCAAUGUUGCUCAAUCCACCAAGGAAUCUUUACAAGAGACUGGUGGUCAAAUGCAGGCAAAAGCACAAGGAGCAGCUGAGGCUACCAAGGAUGCCCUUGGAAUGAAGAAAUGAAGGCUGAAGAGAUUUCAAAAGUUACCCUAUAACUAAUUAAAUAGUAGUCCACAAUGUAAUGAAAUAGUAUUGAAAUUUUGGGUUAUUACCUUCUAAGAAGAGUAACCAUAAAAUUUUCACAAAUUAAUAAGCUUUGAUGAUCAAGAGUACUGUACUUGUCUUUGAUAUCAUAAAAUAUAAUUCAUACUAGUAUAUUUAUCGCCAAGUUUAAUCGUGUUAUCAAAGUAUCUACAUUGAUGUCACCGCAUCUUAUUUCACUCUUAUUAUAACAUUCAUAUCGUUCUCACGUAUAUCGAACAAAGUUUAAUGGAGGAAUCCAGACUUACAACUAAUGAGAACAGAUGUUUCAUCGUCAGUUCAUCAUGAUGAGAAAAAGAUGAACAAGAAGGGAUUGCAGGGGAAUAUAAUCUUGUGCAGAUUGUAUAGCGCUUAUAAAUUUUUUGAUUUUAGAUAUUUGAUCUGGUGCUAUUUAAAAGUCGGCGAGUGUUAUUUGAUAAUAGGAUUUUGUGUAGUUAGAAAAAUAAUCUAGAUGAACAUAUGCAAUCACUCAAUUUAGCAUACAAUUAUAUUAUUAUUGAUGGAGUUGUCAAGUUAAAAAGCCUUCUAGUACAAUUGGCAUUUGUAAUGAACGAAAACAACAAUUUAUUAGCCAAACAUUUCAAGCUUUUCAAAAUAUAAGCCAAAACUUUCCAAAUAAAAAAUAGUAGCCAAAUCUUUUGCAACACAUCAAAAUAUUAGCCAUUUGUUUGUUAUCCUUGGUAUUUUUGUAACUAUUUUCUUAAUUGAAAUACUAAAAUUUUAGAAUAUUGGCUACCACGUGUCUCUUCCAAGUCAAUAUUACUAACAAAACUGUUAACAGUUUGUUAACAUUUGACUAAUACUUUGUAUUUUGAAAAUUUGGCUAAUAAUUCAAAAACUUCGAAAAGGUUUAGCUAAUAAAUUUUGUUUACCCAAAAAAAUUUAUUUACAAUAUCGUAUUCUAUUCAAAAUGCAGUCCAGUGGUCUAUUAUAUCCUGGAUCCGCCGCUGAGAUUACUACGACUAGCCUUACUUAACAUCUCAAGUUCACCUGCUUCUCCCCUUGAUUAUUAUAUUUAAUUCACUUAUGUCUAUCUAGCCAACUAGUAUAGAUUUAUUCGGAUAGCAUAAACGCGGAGUUCAAAUGUACAAUAUACGUUUAAACGUUUAAGUAAGAAAAUAAUAUCUAAAUCUUGUAUUAAUCGUACUUUGUGACAUGAUACUAUAUCCCUCGUAGAUCAUUGGUAAGGAAGCAUCAACGCUUCGACCCUCACUCAUGCUAUAAAGACUUAGGGGGUCCUUGUGCUUCAGGACCCCAUAGUAACAAUAAAGAAUGUGCUAAACUAUUAGCAGGAGUAGAAACUGAAUAAUCAAAAAAGGAAAGUCUUCAAUUGGAACAUGAAAACGUGACUGAAUUUGUCCUAGUUACUCUUCGGGACGGAGGGCUCAUAAUAAACCUUCGGUCGAAUAUAUUCCCUAAUUCUUAACAAUUAUCAUAUAUGUCUUAAUUCUCUAAAUAUUGUACAGUAAGAUUAACUUAAUUGAAAAUAAUAAUCGACAAUUAUGAUUCAUCGAAAUACAUGUGAUGCAACAAACUACAUGUACCAUCUUAGGGAUAUGAUCUAGAUAAUUAGGACCUAUGGUUCACUUAUUAAAGGCUAGGUGUUAAUUAAUAUAUAUAUCAUGUUCCAAAUUUCGGUUAACUCGAGACCUAAAUAGCAUUUUCUUACUAAAACUAUACAGUAUUGUAGAUUUACUCCGAGUAUGAUGGCAGUCACGGUAUAUUAACCUAAUGGCAUUUAAGGAUAAUAUUCGCAAAAUCGAGCAAUAGUAGUAAUGAAAAACCAGCUCAAGG
Molecule: messenger RNA, 4955 nt
Organism: Linum trigynum
Lineage: Eukaryota; Viridiplantae; Streptophyta; Magnoliopsida; Malpighiales; Linaceae
Source: the annotation of a GenBank genome assembly